AAUAACAACGUGGUUUCUAUUUAGAUGUGCUACAAUUUCUUCCUUGGAUCCUGGAAGAACAGAAUCUUUCUUCUGUGGGUCAAUGAAUGGGAGAUAUGUGACUGUCACCAUUCCAGGGAGAAAGAAAUUCCUAACUUUCUGUGAAGUGCAAGUCUUUGGCAAACUAGCUCCUUUUCUUCCUCAUGUCUUGCCAAGACCCCUAAAUGACCUUCACAGACCCCUUGGUGUCAAUAUAGCAUUAGGGAAAAUUUCUUACCAGUACAGCACUUUCCACCCCCUUGGUUCAUCUGACAAAGCCAUUGAUAGGAAUGAAGCCAGUGAUUUCUACAAAAAUUCUUGUACUCACACAAGUGAUGAUUUUGAACCCUGGUGGGUAGUAGACCUAACUUCAAAAUUCAUCGUGGAUAAUAUUAUGAUCAUCCCUAGAGGAGACAGUUGCACGGGAAUGACUGCAAAAUAUGAAAUUAGGUUUGGAGAUUCAAAAGAGAAUGGUGGCAAAUCAAAUCCCAGUUUCAGUUAUUCAGAGAUUUUAGUAUUCCAUGAUUUACAGUAAUGCGACAAUACCAGAAGCAUAUUGGUAUUAAAAAGAUGGGUCUCCGUUUUGAUGAUAAGCUUGGGGGUCAUUAAAAGAACUUUGCAACUUCCCAAAGGUAAUCUAACCUACUUUCCUCCUCCUGUACAUUUCCAAGCCCAAUUUGGGACCCAUUUGUAGUUUCACAAACAUAUAAGUAUAUAAUUAAUUAUAUUAUAUAAUACGUAAUACAACAAUUAAAUCUGUAAUUACUAUUUUAUAUCUGUUAUAUGUGUGUGUAUAUAUAUAUAUGGAGACGUGCUGUGGGUUAUCCAUUCAACUGGAUAUCACAGUCUAGAACAUUGGCAUUCCUCAUCUACUUGGUUUUUCCUAUUCCUAUUUAGGCCAAAUUCUUUAGAAUGAUUAUGGAUGUCUUAGCUGUGUGACCCUAGGCAAGUCACUUAACCCCAACUGCCUCACAAAAUAAAAUUAUUAUGGAUCUCAUUUAAAAGACUCUGCAGUAUUUUAGGGCUUUUGCAUUAAAUAUAAUGCCAUCCAUAGGUAGGAGCAUCUAGAAGACUUCACCAUCUUUAGGGUAUUCCUCUUUAUAUGGAACCUAUUUUGGAUC
Messenger RNA from Phascolarctos cinereus (koala), 1139 nucleotides. The record is from RefSeq and is a predicted model, not a curated record. NCBI's taxonomy places the organism in Eukaryota, Metazoa, Chordata, Mammalia, Diprotodontia, Phascolarctidae.